This is a messenger RNA of Cydia pomonella (codling moth), 2137 nucleotides long. Its product is annotated as G-protein coupled receptor Mth2-like. Gene Ontology annotation, biological process: G protein-coupled receptor signaling pathway; cell surface receptor signaling pathway. The transcript is spliced from 8 exons. The record is from RefSeq and is a predicted model, not a curated record. Gene Ontology annotation, molecular function: G protein-coupled receptor activity. NCBI's taxonomy places the organism in Eukaryota, Metazoa, Arthropoda, Insecta, Lepidoptera, Tortricidae. Gene Ontology annotation, cellular component: membrane. Bases 67 to 1773 code for a protein of 568 amino acids.
GUUCAACCCUAGGCAUGACACAUAGACUGAUAAAUAAACCAGGAAAAAUUACUGACAUAUGUGUUCAUGAUAUAUGUGGCAGUUCACUUCAUACAAGUAAUUAGAGAGGGUCAAUACUCAGACCGGGAUCAUUCUGGGAUGUUAGUAGCCGUUGUGUAUUUGUGGAUAAUUUUAUACGUUGUUCGAGGAGAUGAUGAUUAUUGUACCUCGGACUAUAAAUAUGCAAAUGAUAUUAAUAAGGAAAUUAAUAUUACGCAGUCAUGCAAUGAUAAUUUACCGUGCAUAGCCAAAUGCUGUCCAGUGAAUCAAAUUUUAGUAUAUAAUGAGCCUGAGCUAUCUUUUUCGUGCUUAGACGGGGCAAAUGUAACACGUUCAUACAACUUUACUCAGCUAAAUGACUAUUCUGAUGUUGUAUUUUAUGAUAAUGAUGUCAAAAAAAGAAUUAGCGAGUCUACAUCAAAACUGCAGAAUUUUACAAUAAUCUAUAACGAUGUUUUCCUUCUCAAUUACGUAUGUUCUAUGGACAUAGAAGAAGCGUUUCCGAAACCAACCCAUAAAGUUUUUAUUUUAGAGAGCGGCGUUGCAGUAAUAAGACGCCCAAAUUAUUUGACCCAAUGGUAUCUCGACAUUUCACCGGGCUAUUUUUGCAUCGAGUACCAGAUCGACUUAAAGGCCGAUGGAAAAAUCUUGAAACCUAAGUUGGUAAUGCGAAUGCGGUUAGGUGGGAAAGAAGAAAAUUUUGACAAAAGUAUAUUAACUGCUAGUGCAAUGCUGGUCUCGUGUGUGUUCCUGCUGCUGGUGCUGGUUGUCUACGCGCUACUAAAGGAGCUGCGCAACCUGGCGGGCUUGAUGAUGAUGACCUACGUGUCUUCUCUCACCGCUGCGUUCUUAACCAGGGCCUUGCAGUUUCUUCUUAUCAAAUACGCCUCGAUUCCGAAGGCCACGUGCGUAUGGAUAGGCCUUCUAUCGCAUUAUACUGUGGUGGCGAGUUUUACCUGGAUGAAUGUCAUGUCCUUCGACAUCUGGUGGUCAAUGAGGGGUUUCCGUAAGAUGCGUCAGAUCCACCGGCGCGGCAUCCUGGUGAAGUUCGGGUGGUACAGCCUGUACGGUUGGGGUGCGCCGCUCCUGCUCAUCCUCUUUAUGAUCAUUGUCGAGAACCAAAACUUAACUCAUAUGCCGGAUUUCGUUAAGCCCAACUAUAUGAACGAAAAGGGUUCAAUCGAAGAGCAAGAACUGCUGUUGUACUUGUAUUGCCCGAUCUUAAUCACGACCUGCAUCAACAUUAUGUUGUUCUUGAUGACCGCGUACAACAUAUGGCGCAUCAAGCAGGGCGUGACUCAGCACAACGCUGGCAACAGCCGGAGGAACAAGAAGGAUGAGACCAGAUUUGGCAUCUACCUUAAACUAUCACUCGUUAUGGGCCUCAACUGGAUUCUGGAAAUAGUAAGCGCCGUCAUCGAAAAGGACUCUGUGUGGUGGUACGCUCCAGACAUCUUAAACUCGCUCACCGGUCUUUUCAUCUUUAUAAUAUUCAUUUGCAAGCGAAGCAUUAUCAUCCAACUCUGUAAAAGGUUCGGCAAACAUGAGUUAAUACGAAGAUGGCAGCCGGUGGAAUCAAGCAAUACUGAUAGUACGCGAUUAAACAGCACAAAUAGAAGCAGCAGAAGAAAAAUCCUAGAGUCUGUAACGGAUGCAAGUGAUGUUGACGACCAAGAAAAAAAAUACUAUAUCGACCACGGAGAUUUGACAUUGAACAAUAAACUGGCUUCUUAGAGGACUUAGAGGGUUUUUGUGUGCCAUUUGUUGGUUUAGUGUGCCCCAUUUUGACAGAGAACGUGUAGCCUCAUUAUUUGCAAGUCAGCAGCGCUCUUUUGACAAAAUUGGAUAGGUACGCUUAAGCUUGACCGCCGUUUUAAUUAUUGAUCGCUGCGUUCCAAUAUUGACCACUUUUAACGUAAUUUUAGAACAAAAAUAGGAUAAAUGUUUGCAGGUAUUUUGGGUGAUUUACCCUAAUACGUACGUAACUUAAUAGGUAUGUAGGCAAUAAUAUGCAGACUACGGUUAUCUUGCUAAAAUGUUCUCUAUACUUUCUGUUAUUUCCAUUAUAAGGAGUAAGUAUUAAACGUUUUUGAUAGUA